Molecule: messenger RNA, 1173 nt
Organism: Microthlaspi erraticum
Lineage: Eukaryota; Viridiplantae; Streptophyta; Magnoliopsida; Brassicales; Brassicaceae
Source: the annotation of a GenBank genome assembly
AUGUCUCACAGAAAGUUUGAGCAUCCAAGACAUGGUUCUUUGGGUUUCCUUCCAAGGAAAAGAGCUAGCCGACAUCGGGGAAAAGUGAAGGCCUUCCCUAAGGAUGAUCCAACGAAGCCUUGUAGGCUUACUUCGUUCAUGGGGUACAAAGCUGGGAUGACUCACAUUGUGAGAGAGGUCGAGAAACCUGGAUCAAAGCUCCACAAGAAGGAAACAUGUGAAGCUGUGACCAUCAUUGAGACACCUCCAAUGGUGGUUGUUGGUGUGGUUGGGUACGUGAAGACACCACGUGGUCUCCGCAGUCUGAACACUGUCUGGGCUCAGCAUUUGAGCGAAGAAGUAAGGAGGAGGUUCUACAAGAACUGGGCCAAGUCUAAGAAGAAGGCUUUCACCAAGUACUCAAAGAAACAUGAAACUGAAGAAGGCAAGAAAGACAUUCAAACCCAGCUGGAGAAGAUGAAGAAGUACUGCACUGUCAUCAGAGUUCUUGCUCACACUCAGAUAAGGAAGAUGAAAGGGCUGAAGCAGAAGAAGGCACAUAUGAAUGAGAUUCAGGUCAAUGGUGGAGAUGUAGCAAAGAAGGUCGACUUUGCCUACAGUCUGUUCGAGAAGCAAGUCCCUGUUGAUGCCAUCUUCCAGAAAGAUGAGAUGAUUGAUAUCAUCGGUGUAACUAAAGGAAAAGGUUAUGAAGGUGUGGUUACAAGAUGGGGUGUGACUCGUCUUCCAAGGAAGACUCACCGUGGUCUUCGUAAGGUGGCUUGUAUCGGUGCUUGGCAUCCAGCUAGAGUCUCUUACACAGUGGCUAGAGCCGGACAAAACGGGUACCAUCACCGUACUGAGAUGAACAAGAAGGUUUACAGGAUUGGGAAAGUUGGUCAAGAGUCUCACACAGCCAUGACCGAGUUCGACAGAACUGAGAAGGAGAUUACACCGAUGGGAGGAUUUCCUCAUUACGGGAUAGUCAAGGAAGAUUAUGUGUUGAUCAAGGGAUGUUGCGUGGGUCCGAAGAAACGUGUGGUGACUUUGAGGCAGUCGUUGGUGAAGCAGAUGUCUAGGGUUGCUAUGGAGGAGAUUAAAGUCAAGUUCUUUGACACUUCGGCCAAAAAUGGACAUGGUAAAUACCAGACUUCUCAAGAGAAGCGCAAGUUCUUUGGUAGAGGCAUCAAAGCUUAA